AUGGACCCCGCGGGGCCGCGCGCCGCCGCGGAUCCCGCCGGAUCGGGCGCGCCGCCGCUCCAGGAAUUCGACGGGAAGGGAGCGUCCGGCGGCGGGGCUGCGGAGGGGAGCGCGCCGCAGCCGGUGGUGGCUGGACUGGGAGAUCUGAGGGCAGGAAUUACGGAAUCUUCGGGUCAAGGCGAAGCAUGCUUGCAUCCAUGUAACCAGAAGGAUAUUCCUCAAUUGACUACUGAAGGUGCCACACAACAUGGAGAUAGAGUGUCUUUAUUGCUGCCCCAGGCUGGGUCACUUCAGCCAGAAGCUCCUUGUCUGACCUUGGGUCGUGAUCCCAAUGCAGUGUCAGUGGAGAAGCUGCACGGCGGUGAUUCUCUGUCAUGUGGUAAAGAGAACAUUGGGACAGAUCUCCAGCCUAAGCCUGAUGCAGAACAUGUUGAGAAUAGGAUGAGUGCUGCCCGCCUUGGAUUGGACCUUAACACAGUAGAUAGUUCUGAUGCAGCAGAGUUUAAUCCCUUCUUCCCCUACAAGAAGCUGGGGCAGUCGAAAGUCAGUGAUCCAUCGGAAUGCGGCAGCACUACUGGUGCUACAGAAGAGAGCGAGUCGCACAGAAAGUGGAGAGAAAUGAAACAGAAUGGCUUUCUUUCUUCAUCUCAUGGAAAGGCAGUGGUGCCUAGGCCACGUGGUCGACCCCCCAAAAGGAAAAGGGAUGAUGAAUUCAAGAAGAACACUUCCACACAGCAUAGCCAGGCUAACAAGUUUGUGAAGGUUGCUGCUCCUAGUGGCCUAUUAUCUGGGCUAAACCCUGGAAUCAUUAACCAUGUGAGAAACAGCAAGCAAGUUUACUCCAUAAUAAAGGCUAUGGUACACUCUGAGAGGCUUGAGAAUGAGAAUCAGCCUGCUUGUACUAGUCGAACAGGUGAAAGAGGGAAAGAAGUCAGUGAUAGAAUUCAGGAUCAGAAAUAUGGGGGUGGUUUCAUGAAAUGCCAUUUCAUGAUGAAAGAUAACAAUGCGAUGUUUCACCAAGCACUGCCUACCGCAUCACAGUUCCUUCCACAGGAUGAUGAUAAUCUUAAACUGCAACUCUCAUCAGCAGUCACUAUGUCGUCAGAUAGGACCUGUAGUACAUCAGCUGAUGAUCAUGCAUCUAAUCAUGAUUACAUGACUUUAUUGUCAGUAAAAGCGGCCAGUGUUGCUUCUCAGUGGUUGGAACUACUGCAUCAGGACAUAAGGGGGCGCCUUGCUGCUUUGAAGCGCAGCAGAAAGAGAGUCAGAAAUGCUCUUCACACGGAACUACCUUACCUGAUUUCAACAGAAUUUCCAUCUAAUCAAGAGAACGAAUCAUGUAUUGCGAAUACUUCUGAGGCUGGAUGUACUGACAAAGCAGUUUCAGAAGCACAUGCGGCACGAUGGAAGUCUCUCUUUGUUCAGAUGGACAGAGCACUUCAGGAGGAGGGUAAACACUUGGAGAACCGGUUGAAGCAAGUGCAGGAAAUGCAAUUGAAUUGUGAUAAAGGCCUCAAACACAUGACCUGUGAUGCUCCACCGCUUGGACCUAUGGCUGAAUUAUGGAAGCUGAAGAACCCGGACAUUUCUGAGAGCGAAUGGGCGGUGCAAGCCGCGGCUGCGUCAAUCUACUCGACGUGUAACAUGGUCAUGAGAACUGAAAACGUGCCUUGCUUCUGAUCUCCCAUUUGUAAUUUAGUUUCUUUCUUUGCUGAUCUUUACCACAAGAUUAGGUUCCCUUUCUUACCUUUAGCCUUGUGAUCCCUUGUUCAUUACAGUAGUGGUGAGUGCGGCAUGAUGUAACGUGAGAAAAACUUGUGAUGUAUGCUGUUCCCAACUUACGAUUUCACAGGCCCGUGAAAAUGACAGAUUCUUUUUUUAAUGGAGCAGAAUCUGCAGAUGCUA
Molecule: messenger RNA, 1905 nt
Organism: Panicum hallii
Lineage: Eukaryota; Viridiplantae; Streptophyta; Magnoliopsida; Poales; Poaceae
Exons: 7
Coding region: 1-1680 (559 amino acids)
Source: RefSeq, a predicted model, not a curated record